UGUUCUUAGAUGCCGCCACAAGCUCUUAAACGGACUGUUUCAUUAAGAAAUUAUAUAUUAAUAAAAAUUUCAUAAUUAAUAAUCAUUAAUAGAUAUUGUCAAGAAAAAUUUAGGCAACACCAAUAUCUGUUUCAUUUUAAUAAUAAUUACCAUUCAAGAGUCGAACAUAUGAGAAUUCCUUUUACCUCAAGUGACUCUUCGGUUGCGAAGUAGAAUAUAUUUUCAUCUGUAUAUUAUUAUGAGUUAUCUGAUAUCAGAUAGUGAAUGAUAUAUAAAUUAAAUUAACAUAAUACUAUCGAGAAAAUGACACUGUAUCAUUUUGGAAAUUGUUUAGCUUUAGUUUACGUUCCAUAUUAUCUUACCUAUAAAUAUUCAGGAUUAUCCGAAUAUGGAGCAUUUUGGAAAUGUAUUCAAGCAGGAGGUAUUUAUAUUUUCACCCAACUAGUAAAAAUGUUAGCACUUGCUACUUUUUUCUCUACAGCUGAUACUAUGGGAGAAAGUGGAUUUGAUUUAGUAGGCGAAUUCUUGAAAUCUUCUAUAGACUUAGCUGAUUUAGUAGGAAUCCUUUUAGUGCUAAAUAGCAUUCCUGGGAAGGGACAUGCAAAAGUUUUAACUGCCGGUAUUGGAUGGGCAGGUGCUGAAGUACUCCUUACUAGAUUUCUUCUAUUAUGGGUUGGUGCCAGAGGUGCAGAGUUUGAUUGGAAAUACAUUCAAGAGAGUCUUGAAUCUAACAUUAAUUUAGUACAGCAUAUAACAACAGCAACACUUGUGUGGCUAUGGUCAAGACAUGAUUUAAAACGUGGUUUAGUUCCUGUAGUUGUUGGUAUGCUUGUACUUACUGUCUAUAGGCCACUUAUUUUAGAUUUCUUAACAACACUUUUUUUAACUGGCCCAUGGUCGACACUUAUUGUUAAAGCAAUUACUACUUUUAUAAUAGGUGCCACAACAUUGCACAUAUAUGCAGCACUAGCUCAUUCAAUUGGUAUCUUUUAAAAAGUGUUCUGUCCUUUAAGUUCUAUUUUUUUAAUUUGUUUUAUGUAUUUCUUUUGUUAUUUAUAUUGUAUGUGAAAAAGUUGAAAAAUGAUUUCAUUGUUAUGUAAUGUAUUUUCAUCUAUUUACGAUUAACGAGUACACAUACCAUGAUUAUA
Nomia melanderi (Alkali bee) is the source of this 1148-nucleotide messenger RNA. RefSeq names its product BOS complex subunit TMEM147. The record is from RefSeq and is a predicted model, not a curated record. NCBI's taxonomy places the organism in Eukaryota, Metazoa, Arthropoda, Insecta, Hymenoptera, Halictidae.